Labrus bergylta (ballan wrasse) is the source of this 1054-nucleotide messenger RNA. The record is from RefSeq and is a predicted model, not a curated record. NCBI's taxonomy places the organism in Eukaryota, Metazoa, Chordata, Actinopteri, Labriformes, Labridae.
GCAAGGGGUGUAAUUUUUCCUCCUCUUGUCUUCCAGGUAUAGAGCUAUUGUUAAAUACAAAACUGCCUUUUACUCAUUUUACCUCCCAGUGGCAGCUGCAAUGUACAUGGCUGGAAUCAAGAGUGAAGAGGAACACAAUAACGCAAAACACAUCUUGCUUGAGAUGGGAGAGUUCUUUCAAAUUCAGGAUGACUAUCUGGACUGUUAUGGAGACCCCGCUGUGACAGGAAAGAUCGGUACAGACAUCCAGGAUAACAAAUGUAGCUGGCUGGUUGUGAAAGCUCUGGAAGUUAUGAACCCUGAACAGAGAGCAGAGCUGGAGACAUGUUACGGACGUCAUGAUGAUGCAAGUGUUCAAAAGGUCAAAGCGCUCUACGACACACUGGAGAUGCCAACACUGUACAACAAAUAUGAAGAUCAGAGCUACCAGCGGCUACAGGAACUAAUCGCAUGUCACGCUCAAAAUCUCCCUCACUCUGUCUUCCUCAACUUCGCCAAGAAGAUCUACAAAAGGAACAAGUGAGAGGGAAUGGAUCCAUUAACACUGUAAGGUGCAUGAGCCAGGUUAUCAUGCAACUCCAAUUAUGGCAUAAAGCGUGACUCCUUUCCUUUUCCAGAGAAACAGGCUCUGAGGCCCACGAGCAUGAGCUGAAGAGGACUGUGAUGUGUAAAAAUCUGCUGGAGGUUUAUGAACUGCAUAAAUUUUGUAGAUAUUUGGUUGUAAAUUACUUAAAGCUGCCCCUUUCUUUUGCCUCAUUUUGUUGCUUUAUUUAAGAAUAACAUUGCAAUGAAUCAUGGACAGGCUAAGCUUUCAAUUGCAGGAUUAAGGUAUAUGUCAAAUAAGGUUAGAUGGCCAGAGUAGUUUUGAAUAUGUAGAAAAAGCGAUCAUUGAUUAGGUGUUCAGAUGAAAACUGAAUUCAUGACAGUUUGUAUCCUGACCAAGAAAAAGGGUCAAAACUGAUCCGCUCUAUAGUUUUAUAUAUUUUUACAUGGCUGCUGUAAAGUCUGUACUGGCUUGGAUGUUAUGUUUUUAAUAAAUAAUAUAUAGACAGUA